AUGGGAUUCCCGGACACCCCUGUUGAGUUAGCCAAUGGCAAACUCGUCUGCCAGGAUCAUGGUCUGCAAAUCUGUCAUCAAUGCUGUUGUGACUAUACCUUCAUAGACGACAGUGCCGAGCAGGUCUCCAGCGACGAAGAGGUUCCCUCGUCCUCAUCAGGCGAAGACCGCAAGAGCGAGGUUCUCUCGAGAGCCGAACCAGCCACCCAAAUUUUGACAGGUGCAGCUGCCAAGUUCAUCCCUUCUGGCCAGUCUUCCCAGUACUGCGAGGAGUGCAGUCUCACCUGGAUGUCGGUAUUCCCCGCAGACGUUCCGAUGGUCUUUGACGAGCUGUGCCCUACUCACGACUCACUUCCUGGUACUCGCGCCGAUCAACGCACGAUCUUCGUCAACAUCGAUGGUGCUUGUCCUGGUAACGGUACUACUCACGCAGUCGGAGGUCUAGGCGUCUCCUUUGGACCCUCUUCCAUCUACAACAUCUCCGAGCUCAUCCACCGCAAUCCUCGCAAGCCACCCACUAGUCAGCAAGCCGAGCUCAAGGCCGCCAUCCGUGCUCUUGAAGUCAUUCGCGAGAAAUACCUGCCUAACCGUCGCGUAACAUUGUCAUCAGCCAUGAACACCUGUCCCUGUCAUGAGGAAUGCUGGGCCAGAGGUCUCCCCUUCCGCAUCGUGCUCGUCACCGACUCCGCCUACCUCUUCGACUGCAUGACCUCCCACCUCCUCAUCUGGCGUUGGGACCCGAAGAAUCGACUCUACUCCAACAAGAAGAGUGGCAAGGUCAUCAUGAACUCAAAACACAUUCGUGGUGUGGUAGAGGAGAUCGAGAAGUUGGCUGGCAGCGGCGUGCAGGUUCUGUGGCGUAAGGUACCGAGGGAGUUGAAUGAAGAGGCUGAUCGUCUUGCGAAGGCUGGAACCAAGAUUGAGGUGAAGAAGACGGGCGAUUCGGGUUAUCUUGAUGAGCAGGGCGGCAUCAGCGAUGGUGCGCUGGCUCUGGGAAUGCUUAGUCUCGGAUUGGACCCACCGAUCUGA
Molecule: messenger RNA, 1029 nt
Organism: Aureobasidium pullulans EXF-150
Lineage: Eukaryota; Fungi; Ascomycota; Dothideomycetes; Dothideales; Saccotheciaceae
Exons: 1
Coding region: 1-1029 (342 amino acids)
Biological process (GO): DNA replication, removal of RNA primer
Molecular function (GO): nucleic acid binding; RNA-DNA hybrid ribonuclease activity
Source: RefSeq, a predicted model, not a curated record